Messenger RNA from Cornus florida, 1600 nucleotides. Its product is annotated as peroxisomal adenine nucleotide carrier 1-like. The record is from RefSeq and is a predicted model, not a curated record. The coding region runs from base 214 to 1185 and encodes 323 amino acids. Gene Ontology annotation, cellular component: peroxisomal membrane. Gene Ontology annotation, biological process: transmembrane transport; fatty acid beta-oxidation; peroxisome organization. Lineage: Eukaryota; Viridiplantae; Streptophyta; Magnoliopsida; Cornales; Cornaceae. Gene Ontology annotation, molecular function: ATP transmembrane transporter activity; ADP transmembrane transporter activity. The transcript has 5 exons.
UAUUGAUCGCUCAGUUUGUAUUCGUCUACGUCAGAUUCAGUUCCUUUCUCUCUAUACAACUACAACAACUAAGCUUUCUCUCCCCUCCUCAACCAAAUCAAACCAAGAAAUACUCAUUCAAUUUCCUAAUUCUUUACCCUCUGGAUUCGAGAAUUUCUUUUUCUUUAUUUCCCUAUAAUUUUCAGUUAUUUUAAAUAGAUUUGACAGAUUAUUAUGGCAUUUGAUCUGGAAUCGUUAACAGAGGCAACAUCAGGUGCCAUUGGAGCACUAGUGAGCACAACCCUGUUGUACCCAUUAGAUACCUGCAAGACUAAGUACCAAGCCGAAGUUCGAGCUCAGAAUCAGCAGAAAUACAGGAACAUUUCUGAUGUUCUCUGGGAAGCAAUAUCUACCGGUCAGGUUAUUUCGUUGUACCAAGGUCUUGGGACAAAGAACCUGCAGUCUUUUAUUUCACAGUUUAUAUACUUCUAUGGAUACAACUUCUUUAAAAGGGUGUACUUGGAGAAAAGCGGAUCCAAAUCUAUGGGAACAAAAGCUAACCUGCUUAUUGCUGCUGCCGCUGGGGCUUGUACUGUCAUAGUGACCCAGCCUCUAGAUACAGUAUCAUCAAGGAUGCAAACAAUUGAAUUUGGGAAAUCCAAAGGACUCAUGGAAACCCUAUCGGAGGGGACUUGGAGUGAGUCCUUCGAUGGUCUUGGCAUAUCUCUGCUUCUGACGGCAAAUCCCUCUAUCCAGUAUACCUUCUUUGAUCAGCUGAAACAAAGACUUCUGAAGGGCCAGCUGAAUAGCAGAAAAGGUACAGUGUCAUCUCCAGAGGCCCUUUCUGCUCUUUCUGCUUUCAUGUUGGGUGCAGUCUCUAAGUGUAUUGCCACCUGCUUAACAUACCCAGCUAUAAGGUGUAAGGUGAUGAUUCAGGCCGCCGAAUCAGAUCAAGAUGAGAAUAAUGAAGCUCAACCAAAAAUGCCACGAACGCGAAAAACGGUGUCAGGUGCACUCUAUACCAUUUGGAAAAAGGAAGGCUUACUUGGUUUCUUUAAAGGAUUAAAGGCCCAGAUACUGAAGACUGUGCUAAGCUCAGCAUUGCUUUUGAUGAUAAAGGAGAAGAUCACAAAAGUCACAUGGGUUCUAAUUCUUGCACUUCAAAGAUAUCUGGUUCUAUCUCGGACCAGAUUAAAGAGCACUUGAAAGAUGAUGAUGAUAAAAAGUUUUGCAAGGUUUCCUUGUAAAUAAAGAUGCUCCAACCACCUUGAUGGGUUUUGUACCAAAUGCAAUAAGUGUGAUGGACAGUGGAGCCAAUUUUCAUUUAUAAGGAGAAUUUGAAUUGUAGUAGAGAUGUCUUCUUUAGUUCUAUUCCGUGUUGGGUAAAGUUUUGAUUUGAAUAAGAGUGUCAUAGUUUAGGCCUUAAGGAUUAUUAAAAACUAACUUAUUUGUAACCAUUGUGCUUCAUUUGAACCUGUACUAUCUAGCUCUACCGUUGAAACUAGGCUAUGCUUCCCAUUGUACUAGUGAGGACGUUUAUGCUAAGGCCACGGGCAAAUGUUGAGGCAAUGAAAAGGGUAUCCUCAAAAGCCCUUGAAUUUGGGGCUGCCUUAGAAUUUCA